Molecule: messenger RNA, 3205 nt
Organism: Eurytemora carolleeae
Lineage: Eukaryota; Metazoa; Arthropoda; Copepoda; Calanoida; Temoridae
Gene: hpo
Product: serine/threonine-protein kinase 3
Exons: 10
Coding region: 104-1762 (552 amino acids)
Biological process (GO): protein tetramerization; regulation of MAPK cascade; intracellular signal transduction
Cellular component (GO): cytoplasm
Molecular function (GO): protein serine/threonine kinase activity; ATP binding
Source: RefSeq, a predicted model, not a curated record
UAACUUUUGUUAUUUAACAAACAAUUUGAUAACUAUUGUUUAAAACCAACAUUAAACUGUUAGAUCUGAUCUAUUUAGUUUCAGAUUAAUGAUUUAGUUUAAUAUGGAGAAAGAGAGUUCAAGACUGGAGAUGCUGGACGAGGCAUCUUUAACUCGUCAACCAGAAGAGGUGUUUGAUAUACUAAGUAAACUAGGGGAGGGAAGCUAUGGUUCAGUUUUCAAAGCUUUACAUAAAGAUUCGAAACAGAUUCUUGCAAUUAAACAAGUUCCCGUGGAUACAGAUCUACAGGAGAUCAUCAAGGAGAUAUCGAUCAUGCAGCAAUGUGACUCUCCCUACGUAGUGAAAUAUUACGGAUCGUAUUUUAAGAACACGGAUUUAUGGAUAGUGAUGGAAUACUGCGGGGCCGGAUCCGUAUCAGAUAUAAUGAGACUAAGAAAGAAAACUUUGUCCGAGGACGAGAUCGGUACUAUUCUCUGUGAUACACUUAAAGGUUUGGAGUAUUUACAUCUACGUAAGAAAAUCCACCGAGAUAUUAAGGCGGGAAACAUUCUGCUCAACUCCGAGGGGCACGCUAAACUCGCGGAUUUCGGAGUUGCUGGUCAACUCACCGAUACCAUGGCCAAAAGAAAUACUGUGAUAGGAACUCCGUUCUGGAUGGCUCCCGAGGUUAUCCAGGAGAUUGGAUAUGAUUGUGUAGCGGAUAUUUGGAGCUUAGGCAUCACGGCGUUGGAGAUGGCGGAGGGGAAACCGCCCUACGGAGAUAUUCAUCCGAUGAGAGCGAUAUUUAUGAUUCCUUCCAAACCUCCUCCAACCUUUCGGGACAGCGACAGAUGGUCGCCGCAGUUUAUCGACCUUGUGUCGCGGUGCUUGGUGAAAACACCAGAGAAAAGAGCGACAGCAAGCGAGCUUUUACAUUCAGACUUUAUUGUGAACGCCAAAUCCUGUCAGAUCCUUCACGGUAUUAUUCUGGAGGCGGCUGAAAUACGGGAUAAUCAACUCGACUCAUUAGACGAGGAUAAUGCCGAUAGUGGAACAAUGCUACCCGGAGAUCAAGGAACCCUAAUCAGUAUAUCAGACGGAACCUUUGUCAAUCAUCCUACCAACCCGGAGUACGACGGAACCAUGCUCCAGUACGGAGACGGAACCAUGGUACAGCAUGGAACCGGCUCCAUGAUAGGGGUAGAAGGAGGAACUAUGGUUCAACAUGAUACUGGACCAGGUUCAGCCAUAUCCAGGACUAUGUCUGGUAUAGAUUCUAACCUGGGAACUAUGGUUAUAAACGAAGAAGAGGAGGAUAGCACAAUGAAACAGUACGGGACGGCUCCAGGUGGUUCGAAAUACAGGCCAGAAUUUCUAGAUCAUUUUGAUAAGAAGGAGAAUGACGAGGAGAAGAAGAUACGCCCUGAACCUGAAUCUAAACCCAAACCUGCUCCGGUAGUAGUCGAGGAAAAGUCCCCUCAACUUGAAAUCGCAAAACAAAAUCUGCAACGACAACUUCAACAAAUUGCAGGACAAAAUUUGUCAGUGGCCAUGAGCCAGCCUUUAAACCCAUUGAGUUCCGAUAAGUUCCAGAGAUCUAUUAACGAGGGAGACUUCGAGUUCCUUAAGUUUCUACCCUUUGACGAACUUAGUAUGAGAAUGUCAGGUUUGGAUUCUGAGAUGGAGAAAGAGAUUGAAGAUCUGAGACGAAGAUAUAAUGCAAAGAGACAACCCAUCCUUGAUGCCAUGGAUCAGAAACGAAAACGACAACAAAACUUUUAAAUUUAUUAUUAAUCAUAGAACUAGUAAGUUGGGUAUUGGCACUUUUUUAUGUCCAACAUUAAUUAUUAAACGAUGUCCAAACGAUGUCUACCUGUAAUCUACUUAAACGUUAUUUAUAAAAACCAAAUUAUCAGGUUACAAGACGCCUUCCAUAUGUAACAUGUGAUUAUAAUGUUGUUAUCCAAACUAUCAUAGGUUAUUUUAUUGAUAUGUGUCAAAUGACACAAUUCCUAUUCAAUAUUCAUGCUAAAACUAGAGAACGAUAAGUAACAUAUGCAAUUCAUGCUGAAACUACCGACUUUCGUGAACUUAAAAUUUUUUUAAAAGCAGGUAUACCGAGCGCUUCAGCUAUUGUUUUGAGAUAUUAUGUUUACUAUCUUCUUAAGCGAAAUAAUGAAACUUUAGAAAAAUUUAGAUAAAAAAGAUAAAUUGUCAAUUUCUUCUCUUGUUUCUGCUGCAUAGACUUUUAGAAAAGCUGCAUUUGGAAAUCUAUUGAUUUUCAAAUAGAAACGUAAGGGUUUUCCUUGUUGUUCAGACAAAGGUUUAAAUGGUACCGUUUUACAUCGGGCAUUUCACUCUUUGGAAAUGAAGGAUUACUUAAACUUAUGUUACAGCCUAUUUUAGUCAAGAGUGCACGGUUUAAAAUUUUCUGAUUUUUAGAUUUGGUUUUGUUUAUUUCUCAAUAUAUUCUUUUGAUUAUUGUGAAAAUUCUUUAGUGCGUUGUUCCAACGUGAUUCUUAGGAAAUAGUUGGAAUUUUUACUGCAAAUAUCUUAACUAUAAACAAGAAAACUGUAAUUUCAUGCUUGCAAUGUCUUCGACAAAAUCUUCACGCUUUCAAAUCAUAGUUCUCAACUACUUUCAAAACAAAUAUACCCAUGUUAACAUUAUUAACGAACUUAUAUCAGUCAAAGUAUUAUAGUAUUGAAAUUUUCAUAGAAAGUGGUUAUCAAUAUUUGUACUCUUUAAUCGCUUUGUAUAUAAGUUAUUCUUAAAGUCCAAAUUCAGUCUUGAUCUUAUCAAAAAUAAUGAUUAGAAUCCUUUCCAAUGGUUGUUAAAAACACGCUUCUAUAAUGUAUAUUGUAUACCCCCUGGUAAAUUUUUACUAGUAUAUUUGAAUGAUAUUUAAAAUAUUUUACCUUUUAUAUUUGCUUGAAACACAUGAACCUAUAAAACUUGAGAAAAGGGAAGCCUAGAAAUAAUAUUUAUGUUCCCUGUGAAUAAUAAACGUCAAAAAAAUCUCUUCUAGAAAGCAGAUUUCUUACGAUGAUCUAGAAUGGGCUUUUCUAGUUUCUCCUCCAAUAAAUAAUACAAUUCUUCCUGUUUUUGAAGAUCUAGAAAGUAUAUUUCUAGUCUCUACUAAAUAUAAAGAUCUACAAAGCAUAUUUCUCUUUAUUAUGUUAACCUAGAAACAUUAUUUCUAGUCUCUCCUCCUGAUUUCAGAA